CUUCUAGUUGUUCCAUGGGAUAUCAGGUCAUAUUAGGUCAGGUGGUCAAAAAUCAUUGAGAAACGGUUACCAACGGUCGUGAUUGCGUUUCGUCAUUCGAUCCAUCAGGUUUAGGACAGGACUAUCUUGGACGGGGCCCCAGGACUUGCGACGACACAAUUGUUACAUAUUGACGACAGGAUUCGCCGAGAUGCGACCGGACUCGCGCAGCGUCUCGUUCACGUUUCACCGGGAGGUGUUAAGCAUGCGAAACUCGCCGGAGAUGGUGCGGAGCUCGCGAAAUCUGCGUCAGCGUCUGCAAGAUCGAUUCGAGAAAGAUCGGGGAUCGUCCAACAACGAUGCGAAAGAGAAACCACAGAAGACAAAGGAUUCGACCGACCGGCCCUGGAACAAUAUCAGCCUUGGCAAUGUAUCCGCGGAUUCGAGACGAGCGUUACGGAACGGUGCCGAGAAGCUGUCCAGGACAAUAUCCUCCGUUCGUACUACUUUUGGCACAAUAUCCCAGAAAUUUAAGAGUUCCACACGUAGACGCCAGCGACUGGAGGAACAACAGUCUCCAUCCAACAUGCAGACACCUCAGACUCGCUCCCGUCAACUUUUAGGUCGCACUCCGACUAAACUCUACAGUCCUUUUGGCAUUGAAUCACCGAGACACGCCUGGAAUAAGGAGAAUGAAAUUAGCACGCCGGUACGUGCAGUACGUGCCUCGUCGCCAGAGUGCAACAUGCGUUAUAUACAAUGUAGACCAUUUCGCUUUACAAAAGUGAAAGGAUUCUCCAUGUUGAGAUAAGGGAAGAGCCAGGAGCCUUCUCUUCAAAGUUACUGCAUGUCGAUCUCUCUUUCUUCCUAGCGAACGCAGCCAGGUUUGCGUGCCUUGUGUGCAGCAACAUUUAUAUAUCGAGUAUAAUUUAUUUAUGUUCAGUCGCGAGCAGCUCGCCGCAAGCGACGAGAUUCCGUCAUUGAGGCAGCAAUGAUGUUUUUUUAUACAAGUGGGAUAGGACGAGGCUGUUCCAUUAGUUUCAACCCUGU
Trachymyrmex cornetzi is the source of this 1029-nucleotide messenger RNA. RefSeq lists its product as uncharacterized. The transcript has 2 exons. Bases 191 to 790 code for a protein of 199 amino acids. NCBI's taxonomy places the organism in Eukaryota, Metazoa, Arthropoda, Insecta, Hymenoptera, Formicidae. The record is from RefSeq and is a predicted model, not a curated record.